UGCCUGCCCUCUGACAGUUCCUGUAGCGGACACAGGAUGGCGACACAUGAAUAAUCAGAGCCAUGUGGCUCCUGCGGGCACAAAUCUUCCAGUGAAGUUUGUAGGAAGGAUUGCGCUCAUUUGGAAAGAGAGACACUCAGGGGGAAAGUGAGUUGGGCUCCAGCGAGGAGGGAAGGAGACAGAAACCAGGAGAACCGGAGACAACUUUCUUCCAGACUCUCACGUUUUUUUUUAAACCUGGUGCGCACUGAGGGAGAAGCGGAAGGUAGCGCACACGUUAUUAAGUCACUGCGUUUUGAGUCGUUCACUUUCUUUGGGGGGGAAGUUUCUCGAAAUUAAAAUUUGAGUGAAACGUGGAUGUGAAAAGCGGGCGAAGGUUUAACACAGAGCCAGAGGAAUGUAUCCAACUCGGACAGCGGCGAGUCAGCGUCUCUGGAGAUGUCCAGCCUGCGCUCUCUGGAUCGCCCUGCUCCUCCAAAGCGUCCUGGCCCUGAGCGCGUCUGGGUCUGACUUUACCCAAGACCCCAGUGUGCUAGCUGCCUCCUCAUGGAACACCUCUAGUGAUGGACCAUUCUUCAUCCGCCUAGAAGCUCCCAUGAACAACAUCACCACAUCUCUGGGCCAAACAGCUGAGCUCUUCUGCCGCGUGUCCGGCAACCCGCCGCCCACUGUUCGCUGGCUGAAGAACGACGCCCCGGUGGUGCAGGAGCCACGACGGGUCUCGUACAGAUCCACGCCUUACGGGUCACGCCUCCGCAUCCGCAACCUGGACACCACUGACACGGGUUACUUCCAGUGUGUGGCCACCAACACCCAGGGCACUGUGUCCACGACAGGCGUGCUGUUUGUCAAAUUUGAUCCACUCCCUACACCUCUGCCAGGAAGGCCAACGGUGGAUUUUGAGGAAGAGGGAUUCUGCCAGCCAUACAGAGGUAUAGCCUGUGCCCGCUUCAUUGGUAACCGCAGCAUCUUCGUCGACUCGUUGCAGAUGCAGGGUGAGAUCGAAACCCAGAUCACAGCGGCCUUCACCAUGAUCGGGACAUCCAACCAUCUGUCAGAUCGUUGCUCCCAGUUUGCCAUCCCUUCUCUUUGCCACUUUGCGUUCCCAACGUGCGACCGCAGCUCCGGCACCGACAAACCGCGGGACCUGUGCAAGGACGAGUGUGAGAUCCUGGAGAACGAUUUGUGCAAGACCGAGUACAUCAUCGCCCGCUCAAACCCCAUCAUCCUGAAGAGGCUGAAGCUGCCAAACUGCGAUGACCUGGCGGCUUCUGACAGCCCCCAGGCCGCCAACUGUCUGAGGAUCGGCAUCCCCAUGGCUGACCCCAUAAACAAGAAUCACAAGUGUUACAACAACAGCGGGGCAGACUACAGAGGCACAGUCAGUAUGACCAAGUCGGGCCGUCAGUGUCAGCCCUGGAACUCCCAGUAUCCUCACAGUCACAGCUACCUGGCCGUCCGCUACCCGGAGCUGAAUGGAGGACACUCGUACUGCCGCAACCCUGGGAACAAACAUGACGCCCCGUGGUGCUUCACGCUGGAUGAGGGGGUCCGCAUGGAGCUCUGUGACAUACCAGUUUGUGACCAUAAAGACAAGUCUGGUGGCAGCAACAUGGAGAUCUUGUACAUCCUGGUUCCCAGCGUGGCGAUCCCGUUGGCCAUUGCUUUGCUCUUCUUCUUUAUUUGCGUGUGCCGUAACAACCAAAAGUCUUCCAGGCCUCCUGCCCCUCGCCAGCCCAAACCGGUCCGAGGUCAAAACGUUGAGAUGUCCAUGCUCACGACUGCAUACAAGCCAAAGACCAAAGCCAAAGAGCUGCCCCUGUCGGCUGUGCGUUUCAUGGAGGAGCUCGGAGAGGGCGCUUUAGGGAAGAUCUACAAGGGUCAUCUGUAUCUGCCGGGCAUGGACCAGGCUCAGCUCGUGGCCAUAAAGACCCUGAAGGAUGUCUCCAGUACCCAACAGUGGAAUGACUUCCAGCAGGAGGCCGCAGUGCUGACUGAGCUGCAGCACCCAAACGUGGUGUGUCUGCUGGGUGUGGUGACCCAAGAGCAGCCUGUCUGUCUGCUGUUUGAGUUUUUGCCCCAAGGCGACCUCCACGAGUUCCUCAUCAUGCGUUCACCACACUCAGACGUUGGCUGCAGUAGUGAUGAGGAUGGCACUGUAAAAUCCAGCCUAGAUCAUGGAGACUUCCUACACAUGGCCAUACAGGUGACUGCUGGGAUGGAGUACUUGUCCAGCCACGGUUACGUCCACAAAGACCUUGCAGCUCGGAACAUUCUAGUGGGAGAACAGCUCCACGUCAAAAUCUCCGACCUGGGUCUCUCCAGAGAGAUCUACUCCUCAGACUACUACUGCCUCCAGCCCAAAACCCUGCUGCCCAUCCGCUGGAUGCCCCCCGAGGCCAUCGCUUAUGGCAAGUUCACCACAGACUCAGAUAUCUGGUCGUUUGGAGUUGUGCUGUGGGAGAUCUUCAGCUACGGUCUGCAGCCCUAUUAUGGCUUUUCCAACCAGGAAGUGAUGGAGAUGGUGAGAAAGAGGCAGCUGCUGCCCUGCCCUGAGGACUGUCCGCCAAGAUUUUAUGGCUUGAUGACUGAAUGCUGGCAGGAGGGACCAACACGUCGACCGCGCUUCAAGGAUCUCCACGUCCGCCUGCGAGCUUGGGAGGGAAUGUCAUCCCACGCCAGCUCCAGCACACCCUCUGGUGGCGGAGGCAACGCCACUACCCAGACCACAUCGCUCAGCGCCAGCCCUGUCAGCAACCUCAGCAACCCACGUUAUGCCGCUGCCGCCGCCGCCGCUGCUGGGUACCUCUACCCAGCCCAGGCUAUUCCCUCCCCAGGCCAGAUGGCUCCGAUUACAGCCUGGACGCCCAUGGCUGUGCCCCAAACCCAUCAGCGAUUUAUUCCCGUCAAUGGAUAUCCCAUCCCGCCAGGGUACGCAGCUUUUCCAGCCCACUUCCCUCCCCCUGUCCCUCCGACAAGGGUCAUCCAGCACCACCUGCCUCCCCCUAAAAGCCGUUCACCCAGCAGCGCCAGUGGCUCCACCAGCACGGGUCACGUCAGUGGAGUUCCCUCCACCACAGGCUCCAACCAUGACGCCAACACGCCGCUGCUUUCCCACUGCAUCAUGCCAGGGAGCGGAGGAGGGCAAGCUCAGGUGUACGGACAAGUUUCCCAGAAGGGACAGCUGGACGCAUCACAAACAUCAGCACUGCUCACUGCUGAUUCUGACACACUGAUGUAUAACGACACGGUCAUCACCGCAGACCUGUAGGUAGAUAGAGGGAUACUCACAAUCUUUCUGCACGGGACCCAAAUUUGAGAAGUUUAGCCUCUCACCCAGGGAUCCAGUCUAACAUUUCUACUCUGGUCACACGGAGACCCCACAGAAACCGACCUGUAAGCACAUUUAGAUGUGCAAGAAACGCUGCCGCAGCUACACCAGUAUAUACACGACUGUCUGACUUUUUAAUGCCUUAUUGUUUAAAGUGUACUUACUACCAUGGUUUGAAAAUGUUGUGUUAUUAUUUUAACCUCUGUGUAAAUACGGUACAUAAGUCCUGCAUCAGUGAAUGAAAUACAAAGAUAUAUUCAAAAGAACUUUUUAUUAAGGAAAAAAAAUGUAAGUAGGAAGUCCCUCCCGUGUCCUUAGAAAUGGUUUGUAUUUUGUCUGACGAAAGUUCCUGGGUCAUCUACCCAGUCAGUGGGCUGUGUCGUGCAGGACGUGAAGGAAACACUGACGCUCAUACCUUGACUGCUUGGUACCUUUCAGCAGUGGUGUGACUUGCUUGUUUCUGGAAAUGUUAAAACACAAAAAUGUGCUGUACAGUUUGCUUGUACGGUAAAAGAAACUGAAUUUAGCAAGCAAUAACCAAGCAAACAAAAACGGGAACCCAAGAUGGAGCAAACGAGGAGUUCAGCAGCUUUUACUGACCAGCACUGACCUGCUCAAAUCCACCAGUCUACAAGGUGGACAUUUGAGGUGCCCUGCCUUAUUGCAGCCCUACAGACAGCUAACGGCUAUGUGACAGCUCCCCAUUGAAGCAGCUUGAAUUCAAACUAAAACAGGUGAUAUGUUAGCUACACAUGCUCUUCCAGGCGCUGAGAUUUGGCAUCUUCAUUUUCAGGCAAAGUACCUUUGCAAAUGACACCUGAAUGUUUUUUGUGCAACCUCAACAUGACUAUCUGACACUUUGACACCAUGGACACAAGCCUCUUUGCAUUUUAGAAAUCUUAGAGUACACACACACACAGAUCUACAAAUGCAAUCACACAGCGCUGAAAUUUUCUUAGACUGGACUGGCCUCAGGGCCAACGCUUCAUUCACCACACGAGGGCUGGGGUCAGUUUACUGUCAGUGAUGUAAGCUAAAACUUAACCCUCACAAAAGAACGUUUUUAAUGUAAAUGCGAGAUGGUGUUUUAAUUUUUAUGGGAGACUUUUUCCAGUGUUUUUUUUUUUUUCCAGAAUUUUGAAGGAACUUUAAAGAUUUUAUUCACAGGGCUUGUAUUCAUGUUUUCCUUUUCCUGUUUUUCGGCACCUGUAUUGUACAAAAAAAAGACAUGGAGGAAUGAAAGUAUUCAAAGCAGGCAGGGUUAAAGCACAGAUGAUGCUCACACGAGCCUCAGUUGGUAUUUUGCAAGGUGUCUGUCAUGUACAUGACCAAGAACAACUAUCAAUAGGAUGUUUGAUGCGCUUCAAUUUAUUCCCUCUCUAUGCUUAAACAGAAGAAUGUUGGACCUAAAUUAGGACUGUUUUUUAUUUGGCGCUUUUAUUUGAUUCUGUAUCAGCAGUGACUAGAAGGCACUGUUGUACUGGCACAGAUUGUACUGACAUGUAGGUGAUCCUAACAAGGAAAAGUGCAGGUUUACAAGAAAGUUUCUACCUGAGUCUCCUCAGCUACAGCCGUGUUUAUACUCCAACAUGUCCGAUCUGCAGUAGCGGGUAAUAUAAUACAGUUUUGGAUGCAUUUACUUGAGUAUCCUUCUGUGAUAGAAGAAGUUGUUGUGUAAAUUGAACAUGAACGAUUCGUCAUUUUUUGAUUGUGUUUGGUUAGAGACAUUAGUUAUAUUUUCAAAAAACGUGUCAUAGAACCAGCUGCAGUCCCAGAACAGUUUGUGACGUUAGUUGUACCUGUUUAGUAGACAAUCGUUGGGUUUGAAUGCUCGCAAAAAUGUCACAGACAGUACGUAUGUGUUGCACUCUGUGCAGUUGAGAUGGCUUGAAUGCUAUUGUGCAUUUUUUUGGUAAAGUUGACAUUUGUGGAAUGUAGAUAGACAAGACUAAAUUAUUUAGUUCAUCUAACCCCUACUUAAAGAAAGCAACCACAGGAAAAGCAGCUGCUUCAGUUCACUGCAGACUCAAAUCCCAAUAAAUCAUAUCUACAUUAGACUUAGACUGAGCUUUAGGUCCCCCUGAGAUAAUUUAUUCAAGCCAAAUGUAAAAUGAAAGGAGAAGGUGUUUGUUCCUCAUGUCACAACAACUUAAUUUUCCCAUUGAGUUUUUAUUUCAUUGCUGUCUUUUGUCCCUGUACUUUAUCUUUUUGUUCCUCUGAAGCACAUCGAGCUACCUUGGCGUUUGUACACGUGACCUUGAGGAUUUAUGUGUACUAAUACAACGGUGCAAAAACCACUUGUACACAAGACUGUGAAUCUCAAUCAAGUUUAGGUGUUUUUGUAUUUGGCAACUAAAAAAGUAAUUAUUGUGCCUUUUUUUGUUUUAUUUGAGAUUCAACUAAAGACGAGUAAAUUUAUAUUUCAGUCACAGCGUGCCCAUUACAGAAGGUUUACAUGCUUAUCAUAUUGACCAAGAGAGGCCUUGUCUUUGUAUUUUUUCUGAACAUUUUUUGCACAAAUGUUUUGUAUUGCAAAAUCAUUUAUUAAAUGAUGUUGUUUGGUUAA
Scatophagus argus is the source of this 5897-nucleotide messenger RNA. RefSeq names its product receptor tyrosine kinase-like orphan receptor 1 (gene ror1). Bases 398 to 3271 code for a protein of 957 amino acids. Gene Ontology annotation, biological process: multicellular organism development; positive regulation of kinase activity; protein phosphorylation. The record is from RefSeq and is a predicted model, not a curated record. Gene Ontology annotation, cellular component: signaling receptor complex. The transcript is spliced from 12 exons. Lineage: Eukaryota; Metazoa; Chordata; Actinopteri; Scatophagidae. Gene Ontology annotation, molecular function: ATP binding; protein kinase activity; protein binding.